Molecule: messenger RNA, 951 nt
Organism: Monodelphis domestica (gray short-tailed opossum)
Lineage: Eukaryota; Metazoa; Chordata; Mammalia; Didelphimorphia; Didelphidae
Product: olfactory receptor 8G1-like
Biological process (GO): G protein-coupled receptor signaling pathway
Cellular component (GO): membrane
Molecular function (GO): olfactory receptor activity; G protein-coupled receptor activity
Source: RefSeq, a predicted model, not a curated record
CAGUUUCCCAUCCUAUCAAUGGUUAGAGAAAAUGGCUCACUUGUAACUGAGUUUAUCCUCAUAGGACUGACAGACCAGCCAGACCUCCAGCUGCCACUCUUCCUCCUAUUCCUGUGCAUCUAUGUGGUCUCUGUGGUUGGAAAUCUGGGCAUGAUCAUAUUAAUUAGACUCAGUUCUCACCUUCAUACCCCCAUGUACUAUUUCCUCUGCAGUUUGUCCUUCAUUGAUGUCUGUCAGUCAACUAUCAUCACUCCUAAAAUGCUGGUCAACUUCAUGUGGAAGAAGAAUACCAUCACCUACUCUGAGUGCAUGACUCAAUUCUAUUUUUUUGUCAUUUUUGUAAUUUGUGAAUGUCAGAUGUUGGCUGUGAUGGCUUAUGACCGCUAUGUUGCUAUAUGUCAUCCCCUUCUUUAUAGUCUUAUCAUGUCCUAUCAGAUGUGUUCAUGGCUGGUGGGUGGGGUGUAUGCAUUUGGCUUGGUAGGGGCCACAGCUCACACAGGUUGCUUGCUUAGAGUGUUCUUCUGUAAGGAAAAUGUCAUUAAUCAUUACUUCUGUGAUCUCCUUCCACUCUUGAAGCUCUCUUGUUCUAGCACCUAUGUCAAUGAAAUGGUGUCUCUGGCAUUCAGUACAUUUAAUAUCCUUUUCCCAACACUGGCUAUUAUUUGUUCUUAUGUUUUCAUCAUUGCCAGCAUUUUACAAAUUCAGUCCACUGAAGGAAGAUCCAAAGUCUUCAGUACCUGUAGCUCUCAUAUUACAGCAGUUGGUGUCUUCUUUGGCUCUGCUGCAUUCAUGUACCUGCAGCCAUCUUCAAUGAGUUCCAUGGAUCAGGCAAAAGUGUCUUCUGUCUUUUACACUAUCAUUGUGCCCAUGCUAAACCCCCUCAUCUACAGUCUAAGAAAUAAAGAUGUCAAAAUUGCCUUGAAAAAAGUUACAGACAGAAUAACAUUCUGA